Molecule: messenger RNA, 1579 nt
Organism: Zophobas morio
Lineage: Eukaryota; Metazoa; Arthropoda; Insecta; Coleoptera; Tenebrionidae
Product: zinc finger Y-chromosomal protein-like
Exons: 3
Coding region: 161-1561 (466 amino acids)
Biological process (GO): regulation of transcription by RNA polymerase II
Molecular function (GO): DNA-binding transcription factor activity, RNA polymerase II-specific; RNA polymerase II transcription regulatory region sequence-specific DNA binding
Source: RefSeq, a predicted model, not a curated record
UGGUUUAUUUCUGGGUUUUUUUAGAUUUGUAGACUCACCUUAUAAACAUGAUGAAGAAUCAAAGAGUUAAGUAACGAUUUCAGGUUAUGCUAUUGAAUCAAUGUUAAUCGACAAUUGAAACGAUAUAUAACAACAUCCUCGUAAUAUAAGGUGAUCCACAAUGUCAGUUCUGGAAUACUCCAAAACCUUUGGUUCCAUGAAACCAUGGAAGAACGCCCAUCGUUGCAAAUUAUGCCCAUACUUUUCAACAUCUUUCUUUUUGAUGAUGAACCACAUCAAGCGCCACCGCACCUCAACCCAGCGUUUUUACUGUGAAAAUACCAAGAUUGAAACUUACUAUUGCAAAGACUGCGAUUUCCAAACAGAAACAACAUUUCUUUUCAAACAACACCUCAAAGAACAUCAUGGAAUUAAAAGAGAAAACGAACAAUACAUUGUUCAAACCUACGUUUGUAAAAAGUGUAGCUUUGAAACCCAUUUUGUGCUUAAAUGGCUUCAACAUAUUGCAGCGUGUGUUGGAAAUAAUGAAAAUUUCAAAACUAAGUUAUUGUUAAAAAGAAAAUCUGAUGACUGGUAUGAAUGUAAAAAGUGUCCAUAUAAAACUCAAGUCAAAGGCAAUUUAAACAGACACAGUUUGCAACAUUUGGAGGAAGUCAACAUUAACUGGUAUGAAUGUGACAAAUGUUCAUACAGGACUAAACUUAAAGGUAAUUUGAAAAGACACACAACGUUGCACCAUGUGGAUAAAGGUGACAUUAGCUGGUAUGAGUGCCAAAGAUGUCAGUUCAGAGCCAAAGAAAAAUCAAACUUAAAUAGACAUAUAAAUGCGCGUCAUUUGGAAAGACAGUGUAUUAAAUGGCGUACUUGCCCUAGGUGCCCUUACAAAACCAAAGAAAACUCCCAUUUAAAAAACCACAUAAAUGCGCACCAUUUAGACGAGAAAGAUAUUAAAUGGUAUGUGUGUGAAAACUGUCCCUACAAAGCCAAAAGUAGUUCAACUUUGAUCCACCACAGAAAACGCCACCACAACAUGGAUAAACAAGACUUCAGCCGCUAUGAAUGCAAAACGUGCCCCUACAAAACUAAAUAUAAGCAGUCGUUGGAUAGACACAUAAGCGCGUACCAUUUAGGUGAACAAGAUAUUAAAUGGUAUGCGUGUGCCAGCUGUCCAUACAGAGCCAAACAAAAUUCGCAGUUGAAAAUUCACAUAAACGCGAAUCAUUUAGACGCGAAGGACAUUAAAUGGUAUGAAUGCAAAAAGUGUCCAUAUAAAGCUAAGCAAAGCUCGCAUUUGAAAAGUCACGUAAAUGCGCACCAUUUGGACGAGAAAGAUAUUAAAUGGCACGAAUGCCAGAAGUGUCCAUAUAAAACUAAAAGACACUCUGAUUUAAAUACGCACGUAAACGCUGUCCAUUUGGAUGAGGAGGACGUUAAAUGGUACGAAUGCGAACAGUGUUCGUACAAAAAUAAGCGAAAGCGGAAUUUAACAAGACAUGUAGGGUUACACCAUUCAGAUGAGGAUAUUAAGAUUCUCAUAACUAAUAUUACUGCGCAUCACUGAAAGACGAAAUCUUGCUAU